This is a messenger RNA of Paramuricea clavata, 4916 nucleotides long. NCBI's taxonomy places the organism in Eukaryota, Metazoa, Cnidaria, Anthozoa, Malacalcyonacea, Plexauridae. The record is from the annotation of a GenBank genome assembly.
GCGAUCUUCCUUCGUAUUAAGGAACGUCACCCAAAAAUUGACAACGAAAUUUGAAAUGAAAAUCAAAUAUUACUAAUUAAACAUAUGGUUUACUAAACAUAUGGUUCAAAACAUAUGGUUUAAAAAGACAGCUUGAAAAAUAGUGGCUUGCGAAUGAGUGAGAAAGUCUAUUUAAAAGUUGUUCUUUUGGGCAAAGUUGACAGCGGCAAAACAUGUCUUGUCACGCGUUACAUUACAGAUACAUUCAGUCCCGAACAGCCUUCGGUAAGCUUGAUUCAUGUUGAUUCUGUUAGUUUAUUGCUGUCUUUUGUGUGUGUUGAUAAUGUGGAAAUUACCAUUUUAUAUAAUAAAUGAGCUGUUUCCUACUAUUAUACUUCUAUUUUUUAUUUAUAUGAUGUAAUCUGGACGAAUUAGUAAAUAAAUAAAUAAAUAUUUAAAAUAUCUGAAAAUUUACAGUAUAUAUCUUGCGUGUUCGCAUGUCUGCAAAAUGUUGCAAUUAUAGAUAAUUGUUUUGUAAUUGCAACAGUUCAGAAAAGGUUAUUUGAUUUUCAAUAAGAAAUAUUUUAAAUUACGUAAUCUGUCAAAUUAGUUCCAGCAUAGGCGUAGCUGGCUAAGUAUGCCCAAAUUUUUAUGCCCCACUGACUGCUUACACCAGUACGUUUCAUUGACUGCAGUUGAUACACUUAUUUCAAAUAUCAAUCUUUCAAUAUUCAAAAAUCUUCAAAGAUUUUUAUAUUAUUAGUAAGAUUUAUGCCAAUGGCAUAAAUAUCAAGAACAUUUUACGCCGGAGAUAUCGAGAGUAACUAACAUCCACCGAUUCCAACUUGAACCCUAUAACAUGUAGUAAAAAAAUGAGUGAUGAUCAUUGGUGUUAAUCUUGUAUAAACAAAGCCAUGUGAAGAAAUAGACAGUGAUAUGUGAAUAUUUUAAUAGUAUUACUUGCAUUAAAGGACAGUAACAGAUUAAAAAAAUGUCUAUUCUCUGUGCAGUAUUAAAGCAUUUAUUGGUUUCACUUAGUUCCGAGAUGUUACUAAUCUGUGUUCUAAAUAUUUUUCAGACAAUUGGAGCAGCAUUUUGCAGAAAGGAUAUCAAUGUGGAAGGUCAAUUACUAUCACUUGCCAUCUGGGUGAGUACAGUGUAAUAUCUCAUGGCUGCAGAAGUUAAGUAACAUUGGAGCGAUGCUACAGUUCCAUACAUGCCUGAAAACAUUUUUUAUGGCCAGGUACCAACUGGGUGGUGCUUGACAGUUAGUGAUUGACCGAUAAUCGGUAUCUGAGGCUGAUUUUUGUCUUUAUCGGUAGACAAUCGGCAUCGGUAGUAUUAUAUGUAUUUCCUGAUUGUGUAUAACCAACUGUUGAGAAAAUUCACACUGUAAAAAUUAUAUAGUAUUUUAUUGAUACAAUUACUCAAUCACUACCUGACACUUCUCAUUAGUGCUGGACAUCACAAAUAUUGUGAUAUUAUCAGGGUUCGUAGCGGUCUUUGCAAUCCUUGAAAGCCUCUAAAUUUGAAUGCAGGUCUUUGAAAAGUCUUGAAUUGUGUGAAAAAGAGAAGUCUUUAAAAGUCUUUAGAUUCUUCAGUGAGUAUUUGAUUAUACGAUUUCCUAACUAAUAAAAUAAAUUGAUUGAAGCAAGAUUUUCGCAAAUAUCGAUGAAAAGGUGCAUUUUAGGAUGUGAUUUGACGGGACUAAUUACCUGGGUAAAAAUGGUGCUCACACUCGCAAUUUUUCGACAGCUGAUUGCUCUCAAAGGUCUUUGAAAAGUCUUUGAAAAUAGGCAGAAAAAAUCUUUGAAAGUCUUUGAAUUUUUUUGGUCUUGGAGACUUUGAACCCUGUAUUAUAAUGCUUUAGUUUGUGGAAACACCAUGUAAAUUUAUUUUGUCGUGACAGGAAGUUUUCACGCAAAAUUUUCAUGACUAGUAAGGUUGAGACUUAAGCCAAUUUUCCACCAGGUGAAUUUGUUUGUGCAAAGUGAAAAAUCAAAUUUUGUGAUUGGUCAAUGUGAUUGGUCAGUAAAAAUAUUAGCCACGAAAAAGUUGGAUCAGUUCCUACUUUUUUACUGUUUGCAUGAACAAAUUCACCUAGUGGAAAAUGGGCUUAAAGACCAUGUAAAGUCUGUAAUGUAAAUAAACGCUUUGUUUACAUUUUGAACUCAGUGCUACAGUUGUAAAAUAUGAUUAGAUAUAUAUUAUACUGAAUUUUUAACACUCUUCUGGUUCGCUAUGCUUGAAAAUGAAUACAGACUAGAGAUUCAAUUCAAGAAAGUUCAAAAGAUACGAAAUAUUAAUAACAUUCCAACGGUCGGGUCCCGACUGUAAGCCUGCACAGAACGUAUGCGCAGAACAGACUUUACAUGGUCUUUAAAGUUUGUACCGGCUCAAAUACGAGGCAAUAGUCAUUAGAGUACCAGUCAGGUACAACCAAAAAUUGCGAAUUAUCACAGUAUAUCAGGCCUCGUAUUUCCCUGAAAUCAAUCAAUGGCAAUGACGUUAAAAAUUGCCGUAGAACGCAACAGCUGUCUAUGGCAAUUUUGGCAGUUUCCACAGCAUUUUUCAAAUUACUGUAAUAAAACUUUAAUUUUAUUGUUUAAUUAACUUUGGAUUUUGGACAAGCUAGAAUCAUGUCUAGUACGUAUUUCUUAAGUUUAAAUAGUGUGUGUUUUUUUUUCGAAGAAAACUGAGACUAAUAGUGAUUUGUUGCACUAUACGGCAAAAAAUUGCCGUCGUUGCCGCAAUGAUUCACAGCAUUUUGUUCUCCCUCUACGGCAAUUCGAGUCUUGCAGUAUACUGUAUAACAUUAGCUUUAAUUAGUAGGUUUGUUAUUAUUUCUAGGACACAGCUGGAGCAGAAAGAUAUCAGGCAAUGAGCUCCAUGUAUUAUAGGAAUGCUAAAGCUGCUUUGAUUUGUUUUGGUAAGAUGAAUGUUAAAUAUUUUAAUUUUACAAGCUUUGUCACAACAUAUUACAAAUUGUAACCGGGAAUCACAACAACUUCUAGCCAAUUACUGUGAUCAAAAUAUGCAGUGUUUAAUCUAUAUUCCAUUCCACAUUUUACCAUUAUAAUGAGAUUAAUCUUUAAUUUAGAUUUGACAGAUGCAUCCAGCUUUGAGAAGGCAGAUUACUGGGUUAAACAAAUAUUGACUAAUGAACCGGUAAUUAUGAAUUAUUAGAAACAAAGUUGAUGUAGUGAUAUCACCACAAUUAGUGUGCAAAGGAGGCAAUUUGUUUGACCUGGCCUUUGUAUGUGAACCAAACAAAACACCUCGGAUGCUAAGUUCUUUGUACGUUUGCAUGGCGAUAAAACAUAUAAUAGUUUUGUUUGUGGAAACACCACGUAAAUUUAUUACUGCAAUGCUUUCGAUCCGUAAGCCCGGAUCUUCAUCAUAUAUUAUUAGUUUAUUAUUUUUAUACAGCUGUUUCAAUUAAGGUUGUCCACGAGCAAAGCAGAAAAGUCGAAUACGAGCGCGAAAGGCUGAUGGGAAUCGCUAAUAAAUUAAUGAAUUUUCAAAGCGAUUCCCAGCAGCCUUUCGCACUCGUAUUCGACUUUUCCGCUUUGCUCGUGGACAACCUUAAUUAAUUGAACUAGCUGUAUAUUAUUUUUAUUAGCACUGAUGAAGAUCCGGGCUUACGGAUCGAAAGCUUUGCAGUAAUAAAUUUACGUGGUAUUUCCACAAACAAAACUAUCAUACUGUACCUCAGAUACUGUACUACACUUACUACUGUAAAAUAAUAGUUUUAAAUUUAUAGUUUAUAAUAAAUAGUUUUACUGUAAAUAAUAGUUUUAUGGUUUUGUUUAUGUUUUGAUUAUGUUUUCUUUAUAUUUAUUUAGAACUGUAAAAUGUACUUGUGUGGCACAAAACUUGAUUUAAUAGAAGAUGAAAUAAAAGAACGAGCUGUUUCAAAAAACUCAGCAGAACAUUUUGCUAAAGGUGGGAACUCGUUAAUCUUACCGAGCCAUGUAUAGUCAUCAGUAUAUUGGUAGAAAGGAUUUAUUUUGUGGAAGACUCGCGCUUUUUAAAUUAUAACCAAGAAAUAUACAACUUAAUAAUCUAUUUAUUGGGUGGCUUAGCCCCUCUGUGAAAACUGCAGUGAAGCCGCCCAGUUUAAAUUCACUGAAGGAAUAUUUCAUUGACCAUAGAUUACAAGGUGUACUUCCAUUGGGGCUAGUGCAAACGGGAAAACGAGACACUUGCAAGGCACAAUCCCUAAAUAAAAGUUAAUGACUAGACUACAGAAAGAAAAAACUUAAGAUUAAUUUACAGGAAAUAUAUACCUAAUGCAGUUUAGCAACGAGUGACCAAAUUGCAUGGCAUAUCCACAUUAAAAGCAUCCUUGACCAAGUUGGAGUAUGUCGUGUGCAAAAGCGUUUAAAAAUAACUAGGCUGGCAAAUUUUUCUGUGGAGACUAUUUUACAAAGUUACUUCCAAGACUUAACUACUCAUUACAGUUUUAUUCUGGUUGUUUUUUUUUUUGGGGGGGGGGUUAGCCCUGGUACUACAGUCAUAUGUAACAAGUUUGGGGGGGAGGGUGUUGGCUACACAAAUGGUAAUUCACGUUCACCUCUGGGACCAAGGUUUCAUUCCUACAAUAUGUUUUUUCAUAAUCCCAGUGUUCAAUAUGGUGGUCGAUCAUCAGCCAUUUUCACUACUGUAAUAUUGUGAAACUAUAUAGUGAAAAUUAAACAUUGGAAUUUGUUUAGGUUGUAAUGCUGAAGUGUUUGAAACGUCUAGUAAAACUGGGACAAAUGUUGGUUAGUAUCAAAAUAAAACAGAGCAUUUUAGUGAAUUAAAAUUAAAGCCUUGAUCAAACAAGUUGGUAUGCGAGAGCUUGCAUGAGAGUUGGCUGGAUAUUAACCAUUACAGUAUAUCAUCAAAUGAUCUCAAACUCGUUAAUAGUAAAUUAGCCAACCAUUAUAUCGUCA